This is a messenger RNA of Pelobates cultripes (western spadefoot toad), 14979 nucleotides long. Lineage: Eukaryota; Metazoa; Chordata; Amphibia; Anura; Pelobatidae. The record is from the annotation of a GenBank genome assembly.
AUUUGUUUAGAUUUGGUAUUAGUGCAUCUUUCUUAACUUCACCAAAGUACCUCUCUUUCUCUACUAUAAACAGUCUGCGUGAAGGGAGUGUCUAUACAGUUUGUGCCAUGGCAACAGAGGAGAAGAAGCCCGAGACAGAAUCAUCUAAAUCACAAUCAACACCUUCAUCAUCCACAAAUCAGAGCAAGGUUUGUUCUAUUCUGCCUCCACCAUUCAUAUAGCAUUGAUUAAGAAUGCUGACUUAUAGGCCCCAUCUUCUACCCAGAAGCUUUACGUUAAACACGAGUUCAGUGAAAGCCGACCUUUGCUACUUUAGUUGUAUUAAUGGCAGAACGUUGUCAUUAACUACAGUUCACAACUGGCUAAUUAUCAUUAGAUCUGUGUUUCACAGCUGACAUUGCAAAGAUAAACAUUUAUUGGUCCAAACUUUAGAGCAGUGUAUCUCAAAGGCAAACUUUUUUUUUUUCUUUUCUUUAAAGGGACUCUCCAGUGUUAAAACCCCUUCAAUGACUUACUGGAGUCCAGCGCCGAUGUCUCUUGGCGCUGGGUCAGGCUCCGCCUACUCUCCUCCCCUGACGGCUUCAGCCAAUGGCCGCGCACGCGCAUUAGACCUCCCCAUAGGAAGGCAUUAUUCAAUGCUUUUCUGUAGUGAUUUCGGCGAUGCUGGAGGUCCUCGCAUAGUGUGAGGACGUCAAGUGUCGUUUAAAACACUUUUCGUGUUCUAAGAACAUAGACAGCCACUAGAGGAGGACUUAACCCUGCAAUGUAAUUAUUGCAGUUUAUAAAAACUGCAAUAAUUACACUUGCCUGGUUAAGGGUGGUGGGAGUUGGCACCCAGACCACUCCAAUGGGCAGAAGUGGUCUGGAUGACUGCAGUGUCCCUUUAAUUGUUUUUUUGCCUUACGAAAGAGAAAAGCAUCUAUUAGGUCUGUGUGCUUUGGAUCACAAUGCCAUCCCUUCAUUAUUUUUAGAUUUGAUAUAUUCUAAUGUUUGCUUGUAGAGUAGCUGAGGCAGUAGGAGAUACUAAUUUCACCAGGUUUGCAAACUCCUUUGUUUGAUGACACCAAAUAUUUAGCAUUUUCUAGAAGACAGGGAUUUUAUACUACAGUCUGCUGAUUUGUUGAAAACCCCAAACUGCGAAUUCAGUGUAAGACUGUGAUUUCAAAUAUAACAUUCACUGCUAUUCUCACUACUUACACUCUGUAAGCUUAUGUAUAACAAGCAUAAUGCUUCUUGACGUGUUCUAUUUGUAAUUAAAUCAUUCCAGUUUAAAGACCUGUUGGUCUUCUGUUACUAUUUGGAACCCCGGGAAAUGGCUAGGAUGUUUCAGGUUUUGGGUUUCUACUCCCUGUAUUGUAACCCUGCCCAUAGCUGAACCACAGCACCCCUCUUACUGCUGUUUCUCCCAGAUGCUGAAUCUUAUUCAGUUUAAGUUUGUUUAUUCUUUGUCUUGCAUUUACUUCUGUAACAGACUGUUUUUUUUUUCCCUUUCAUCUUAGCCUGUGCCUGUAAAACCGAAUUAUGCUCUAAAGUUCACUUUAGCAGGACACACCAAGGCCGUGUCAUCUGUAAAAUUCAGCCCAAAUGGAGAGUGGCUUGCCAGUUCUUGUAAGUAUUGACCGUAUAGUAAGUAAUUCAGUAUAGAUCACUGCUGUUUGCCACAUUUUUUAUUUAAAAAUCAUCAGGAUGAAAGUUUUUGAUAGAAUGAAAUGUUGAUGUAAUGUGACUGUAUUCAUAUUAAAUAUUUGAACUUGGUUGAAAAGUCAAGUGAGAGCUCUCCUUCAUGACAAUUUUCUCUCUAUAUAUCUAUAUCUAUAUAUAUAUAUUACAUUUUGUUUAUCAGAACACUAUUGCUGUUAUCAGAGACAAUGACCUCAGUUAAUCCAGUGCUUCCACAUAGGGAAGCAUUGAGGGCCACUGCGCAUGCACAACAAUUGUUGUGCCACACCUGUCAGCAUCUCUUCAUAGAGAUGAAUUAGCUCAGUGCACCAUUAUGAGGAUUGCUUCAAAGUUUGCAGGACUGCAACAGGAAGAGCUUCUAGUGGCCAUUUGCAAAGCUGAAAAUUGUGAAGAAUUCCAAAUAUUUUGCCAAUUCUCUAGCUUGGCUGUUUAAACUGCUCCUAUAUUUAAUAAAAACUCUAGUAAAAAUUCUUGGUACAGUAUUGGCGUGAUACAUAUGACUUAAUACAAGUAAACUUAAAGGAGGAUGUGGGAACUUUGUAUCUUUAAAUGUCAUUGGUGUUUGUGUGUAUGUAUAUUUAUUUAUUGAUGGUUCAUUACAUUUUUUUUCAAAGCUGCUGAUAAGUUAAUAAAGAUAUGGGGAGCAUACGACGGCAAGUUUGAGAAGACAAUAUCUGGACACAAGCUGGUAAGAAAUUCAAAUAAUUCUAAAACGCACUUCCUUCAAUCUCUUCUGUUGUAAAUUUUGUGAAAUUCUUGAAAGUCAAUGUGAUGCCUACAAUUCUUAAAGGUAUAUAAAGUCUUACAUUUUAACUUAACGUUUACAGAAAGUUUAUUAUUUUGUUCCUUUAAAUAGCAAGACAAUUGUUGCGCACAGAAGGUGGAAGAAGUUUCUGUUUGUAUCUAUACAAGAAUAACUUUCCAGUCUUCAGUCCAAAUACCAAACCCUACAUUUAGCUAUUAAUUACAGUAUUUUAUUAACCAUAAAAGUUCUAUAUUUAGAUUCAAAUAGACAUUGUGCGUUACCUGAUAUUUUUUAUGACGGAUGUAACCUGUCUAUUGUGACAUUAUAACAUAUUUGGCAUGUUGUAUAUCCUGUCAAUAUUAAAGCACUAUAUACAAAAACAAAUUAAAACUGUAUAUGAUUAAUUAAAUACAAAAAUAUGUUUUGGGGAUUUACCUUUAACUGUGUGUAAAAAGAAUUGCCAUGUCACUAGAGGGGCGUGAUUACUCCUCCCCAAAUCAUUUUCAAUGUAAACCAAAGGCACACGUUAAGUGUGGUUUGUGUAAAUACAUAAAGCAUUCUAAAAUAAUAAUGUUCUCUUAAUAUAUUUGGAACAUUGAGCCAUCAGUGAAUGCAGUUAUAUAAUUUUUUUUUUUUUUUGUCUGUCUUAGGGUAUAUCCGAUGUCGCUUGGUCCUCUGACUCCAAUCUCCUUGUAUCUGCCUCGGAUGAUAAAACUCUAAAAAUCUGGGAUGUUAGCUCGGUGAGUCUCUUGUUUUGGUUAGUCAUUGCUGGGAAUUUCCAAACUUACAUAUUAGGAAAAUUCUCCAAAUCGUUCUGGUUCUGUUUGGCUAUUUUAGUGUUAAGUUUGAAAUUCUUUUAAAAUUUCCAAUAAUUCUCACUCUUGUGAAUGGUCCCUCUUAGUGUUUCUCAAGCCCAUUCAUUGUAAUUCACUAAAGUGCAAAUCAUUGGGGAUUCAAAGCGAGUUUUACAUUUUAGGCCAGAAAAACUGAAUUGGCUGUUUUAAACCUAUAUUUUUAAAUUCACUUUCAAUUCCCACUUUAGUGUAUAACCUUGUUUGUGUCUGGAAACCCCCGUUUAGGAAAUGAAAGGAACACUGUGAGCUGCCCAUCAGCUUGUUAUCAUUUCUAAGUGCCAGUUAAAUUGCAGUGUGUUUAUCUGCUUACAGAUAUGGGAGUACCUUUGUAUUCACUGUGCAGUUAAUGUAUUUAAUAAAUAAAAAACAAAUAGGUGGAAUCGGCAGGUAAAACGUGCAAACUCUUGUUGGAGGCAGUAAUCCUAGGUAAAACCCAGGUAUACUAUAGGAAAUAUUGAAAUAUACUGCACUCAUCAUGCGUGUGUGCACGUCAUACACAUGUUCAGUGUUUUAUCUCAUGUGCAUUUUGGAUAAAAGCCACUGAUUGUCUGACAGCUACGACUUUCUGCUGCUUGAUGUAAACCUCAACAAAGAUUCAAAUUAAUUGAUUUUCCUUCUAGUUAAUGUGUUCUUAACAUAUAUAGACCUUGUAGAUCCAAUUGUCCCAGACAUGUAUUAAUUGAUAGUUUUUCUUUUUUCGCACCAGCGCAAUAAAGGUUAGACUGGUGCCAUUCUGUUUGUGAGACCGAAAGUCUGCUCUCUCUCUUUUCCUUCUAUUCGUCUGUGAAACCACCACAUCUUUUAAAAAGUAGCAAAUGUGGUUUCAAAUAUAGAUUUCACUAGAAACUUUUAGUUCCUGUGUAUUUUUCUACUAACAGUGUUUUUUUGUGUUUUUUUCCUCUCAGGGAAAAUGUUUGAAGACUUUGAAGGGGCACAGUAACUAUGUCUUUUGCUGCAACUUUAACCCACAGUCCAAUCUCAUUGUGUCAGGAUCUGUAAGUAUGCCAGCUACUAAUUUAACCAACUUUUUGUUCUAUGUUUACAUUAUAAUUUGCUUCAAGAAAAUAAUUAUGUUGUUUUACUAGUUACUAUUUACAUCUGUGAGGGUUUGGCUCUGUGCUGAAUAUUCCCCAUGAUUCUCGGUCUACAAUUACUUGCUGAGCUUUGUGUUUUCCACAUCAGCCUUUAAAUUGCUUAUCGUACCUUAACUUUGUCAUUGUUUUUCCUUUAAGCCAUAACCAUCCAAAUGAAAAUAGUAAAAAUGGCCACUCACAUUUAAUAGAUAUCGAUAUAAGAUCAAAUUGAUUCAGCAGAUGAUGGUGCAAUCCCUGCUUAUGCACUACCUCUCUACCAGGUGCACUAUAUAAAGAUAAAAACAGAGACACAGGAAAAAUCUUAUAGUGCAGUAUCUCAGUCACAAUAGCAAAAAUAACAAGAAAAAUUGGCCACUCACGUAUAUAUAGAGCUUGUUGUGAGCUCAAAUAAUUCCGCAUAAAUUGGUACCAUCCCUGCUAGAGGAUAUGUUGCUGGUUGGAUAUUUUCAGUGAAGACAGGUACAUACAAACACCAAUAUAGUGCUCCCUGUAACAAGUACAGUGGAUCAGGAGACAAAUACUUUCAAUAUUUAUAGCAGUGUCUUGUUAAAGUUCUAAAGUGUAAGUAACACCAUCUCCACCAAGGUAAUAUAGGAAAUCAGAGGUUCCAGCGGUGUCAGCCAAUCUCCUCCAUUAGACGUCAAAGAAAGGUUAUAAUCUAACCUUUUUAAUCUUGCGUGGAUCAUAAUGUUUUGGUGUGUAUUAACAGUAAUUUGCAAACAGAUUUUUGCACAAGUCUACUUCCCAGUAUCCAAUGGAUCUCCAUUGCUCUGUGGGAAAACUAAACUGUGAACGGUUUUAUUAUGGGUAGCUGCUUGAGACCUGUUGAACACGGGUUUCCUGUUUGAGAUCUACUAACAUGGCAUGUGGUCCAUUUAUGCAACGUGACUCCGAACUUGACUAAAAGACAAGUUAUUAACAAGACAAUUCAUAACCUGUCAGGGAAUGGUCCUGGGAGUUGGGGAAGGAUUCUAUAUCUAGUUAUUUAAUUUCCUCCCCAUCUGCCCUUUUCAUCCCCUCCUGUUGAAAUUGCAGUCCUGUUUACAUGUAUUUUGUUUUUUCAGUUUGAUGAAAGUGUGAGAAUAUGGGAUGUGAAGACAGGGAAGUGCCUGAAGACCUUGCCUGCUCAUUCUGACCCCGUGUCUGCUGUAAGUGAAUGUCUUCAUACUUUUCUUUGAAUGUCAAAGAGAUAAGCAUUUUAAUGAAAUCUGGGAAAAUCAAUAUUUCAGAUGAAGCUGAGACCACUUAAUAAAAUAUGUAAUAUCACCUAUAUCUUAUGUGAAAGGAGCACUGUAUACAGCUUUGUAUUUGUAAAACAAAGGACCAAAGUUUCCAUUGGGGAGUGAAAUAUUAAACCCUAGCAAGUAGAAAAUAAGGCCUGGUAAUUGUGCCACAAACCCUUCAGACUUGCAGUGGCGAGUAUGUUUUAAGGCCUGGAUAGUUGUGUUAAGCCCUGCCUAACUCUAUGGUGUCCCCGUCCCUAGUUAUAUACAGGCCUCCUCCCCCCCCCAGUUUGCAAUACAAAUUUCCGGGGCUGCAUGAGAUUAGUGGAGGUUGUACACCCUGUCUGUUGUCUUCAUUCACUGUUGCUGUUAUUAAUUUUGUCCCUCUCCCUUUGCUGAUAUAAUCUAAGCGGCUUUAAGUCCUAGUGUUACACAAAGAUUGUGGGACCUCGCAAUUCCAAAUCACAUCACUUAGUGCUAUAGAAGAUUUGAAAAUAUUAGCCUGUUUAAAAUAACAGAAUACGUACAUGUGUAUCUAUAAUAUUGUCCCCUGGAGUACCUAUUUGUAGGUAGGCAUCCAUCCCCCACUACUUGUUUUUGUUCCUCAGAAUGAGUCUUUGUGUUGGGCGUAACAUUCCAAUUCAUUCUUCACACUACCCCCUAGGCCCCUGUAUUUUGGUCUCUAUUUUGGUGUAAUGUUCCAACUGACAAUUACCAGAGGGAGCACAGAGGUUAUCAGAUUUCUAGUGUCUGGAGAUUUAUUUAUUUUUAUUCCUACACUCCUGCUGGGAACACAUGAGGUGUAAUCAUCAUCUGUCGUAUUAAUUUCUGCCCCUCCCUUCCAGGUGCAUUUCAAUCGUGACGGUUCCCUCAUUGUAUCGAGUAGCUACGAUGGUCUGUGGUAAGUGAUGGCGGCAGUACCACAGACUUUUUUUUUUCUAAACCUUAUAUGCCACAAUUGUAAAAAGGCAAAAUAAUACACCAUAAGAUGUCAGUGGUUUAGUUGUUCUUUUCUUCAUUAGUUUCUUAACCAAUGUACGUACAAGUAUACCCCAUAUCCAUCAUUUGACUAUCUAUACAAAUCAUUAAAUACAGUAUUCGAUAUAGAUAUCUAUCAUACGUAUACAUGUAAGUUAUGGAACUUCUUCAACUCUUAAUCUCAUAAUUGCUUUUGCAUAUUGGGCAUUAAAAAGGUGCUUACCUGUACAACUUAUUUAUGGGCAGCCAAUCAGAAUACAGCGUUCACAUUGUAAGUCAGUUUUUUGAUCACUCAUAUAUUUUUGGAUUUCUUUUUUUUUUCAGCUUCUCUCGUGUUAAGUGAGUUCAAUGAAAGCAGUGCUGCCCAAUUUAAGCACUUUUCCCCUUUCUAUUCCACUACAUAUACAUAUUUAUGAUUCUCGAACCUUGUGGAAAGUCGCUUUUCUCUUUAUUCCUGAACAGGGCAUAUUAACAUUCUGGAUCUUCCUGGAUAUGUAGCUGGCCAAUUGCCCUUUAGAACUUUUUCAUUUUCUGUUAAUGUGCUAUCUUUCCUGAAGAUCAUAGGAAGAAUGUUUUGCAUGUGUUGUUACUAUGUAGUGUUACCUUUGGGGGUUAUAACCUACAUGUAUUGAUAGUGUUUCUGUAAGUCUCAUACUGUAAACCUUUUUUAAAUCCUAGCCGAAUCUGGGACACGGCCUCGGGACAGUGCUUGAAAACGCUGAUCGGUAAGACGUGUUUUUUUGGGGGGUGGGGGGGUUAUUAUUUUCCCCACCUCUUCUAAUUUUGAUUAUUUUCAAAAUUAUUUUAUUUACUGCCACUGAGGGCAGAAAAAAUAAAAUUUCAAGAGUCAUUUAUUACAAUCUGACCUGAUAGAAAUUGCCAUAAGAACAAAUGCUUUAGAGUUUGUUCUCUAAAUCUGUAGUUGAGUUGGCCCAUGAUAAGACCGUGACACACAGGAAUAUUUAGGGAUCACACUUUUUAGUUUAACUUCAUAGGAAUGUGGGCUGGAGAGGGGUUAAUGGGACUUAAUGUAACGUUUUCACAAUAGUAUAUUUUCUCCCACCUCCUUCCCCAAUGCUACGAAUGAACAGUGAAAAUACAGCUAUUAGCACCUACACGAUCACAAAAGUAUAAUUCAUUCAACCAGCAGCCAUUUAAGUCAAACCAUUCAAUGCAGAAUUCGCAGUUCUCCCUGUGAUGGCAGUGGUUGGUGAGAGGGUGGGAUAACUGUAUGCAUCUUCUGUGCCCAGCUAUUGUCAGGGUCUUAUUUUAUUCAACAUGCACUGAAAGUGUAAAUCACAGCAAACCUUUUACCGUUUAUCUCUAGAUGAUGAUAACCCCCCAGUAUCGUUUGUGAAGUUCUCUCCGAAUGGAAAAUACAUUCUAGCAGCAACAUUAGACAAGUAGGUAUACGAUAAUAAUUAUAUACCAAUGUGGUAUAUAUUUAUUCUAUAUACUGCCUGAUUUGAGUUGUGCACAGAAUUCUCCAGAUCUCUCUAAUCAAUAAUGCUACUGUUGUACAGUCUAUAUAAUCAUAAAACAGCUAUUGCCCAUAUUUAUCAAACUGAUUUUGAGAGUUAAUAUUUUAUUUAUUUUCUGUUUCAGCACACUUAAAUUAUGGGACUACAGCAAAGGGAAGGUAUGUUAGUUUUUGUGUGUGUAAAUAUAUAUAUUUAAACAUUGUCUAAUGUUUUAUUAAGGGCUUUCCUUCUCCCAUAUGUCUGUUUCUGUUUUGUUUGGGUGCUUUGCUUCCCAUUUAUCUAAUUAGCGCCCCUGCAGAAUCCAGCAAAUAUGCCUUGUAUGUAGCUAGUAAACAGCAUCUGUUAUGCUGGUAACUCUGGCACAUGGCUAUGUUCCCAGUGCAUCUCUCAGGAAAAUAAGCCAAAGCUAUCUCUUUAAAUGCAACGUAUUGUAACCUUUAUUUUUUUUUAAUUUUCACCAGGAAACGUUUAUUUCAAUAUACAUGUGCCAUAAAAAUGCUAUUUUUUUAUUUCUUUUAUUUUUAUUUAUUUUUUAUUCCUUCCUAUUUUUUCCAUGUGGUAUUAUUUUAAAUGUUACCUGACAUAAGGUGUAUGUAAAACAGCAGUGCCUUGUUUUUAGUGAAAGCAAGUGUGCGGGAGGUUACCUGUUUAGUCUAUGCAGACGUGAUUUUGAAUAGUGCUCAAUAAAAUGCCCUCCCCAUCUUUUCUAUUUGAUCAAAUGCCAAUUUUAAAAUCUGUCUUGUAAGAUAUUUAUAUAAGCAAUACUUGGUUUUGGAUCAUGUCUGCUUGAUGUGGAAUAAAACGAUUUGUCUGAGGAAAUUAAUAUCUAACAUAAUGGAAACAUUUCUGAAAAUUUUUAUUUUUUAGAGUAAUACAGUUUACAGUGUUUUAUAAAACCAAGCCAAGUCGCAUACCUGUAAAACACUUCACUUUAAAGUUCAAACCACAUCAAACUAUAAUUUGAUAAAGCAGAAUCUGCUGGACAAAAUGAUUAAAGAAAAACUCAGGUAUUUUUUAAUUAUCAGCAGAUAAGAUUUGCUCAUUUUAGCAUAUUAUUGAGCACAAAUAAAAACCAUCAUCAGCCUAUGUUACAUCCUCAUAUCUGCUUCACUCUGCUUGUCUUUAGUAGCAUUGCUUGUUGUAAUAUUUGCCUCAGUGCUCAAAAGGGCAAAUGCUGCCCUAUGCUCCUGCUCCUAUUGUCUGCAAGUCUCUAGCAUGUGCUGGGGGGAACAGGGUUUGUAGUUAUAGAGAAGCAGGAAAAUGCAGCUGACCUGUAAGCUGCAGUGUUGCCACUUGAUGCAGUGCCUCUGCGGUUUUACCAUUGUAUUUGUGUGAAUUUUUUUUAGGUUGUCUUAUUAACUAAUUUUUUUAUUUUGUCUUUCCAGUGCCUGAAAACUUACACGUGCCAUAAGAAUGAAAAGUACUGCAUAUUUGCAAACUUCUCUGUAACAGGUGGCAAGGUGCGUAUCGCUCUUACGGUGUUGGCCAUAACUCCAAAACCGCUUCAUAUUGUAUUGUGUUGACAAAGGCACUAAAGCUAGAGACGCAAUGGGAAUUUUAACUUCAUCGUGGCUCCCUGUCAAUCAUCGUCAUAAAGGAUGCCCUUUUCUGCCAAUGAAUGUUGAUAUUCGUAGAGGAGAAAGUGUAACACGGUUUCUAUACUCCUUUGCAUUUUGUUCCUCGAAUGUACUGGGAUGUUCUUUGCUAAAUCUUUAAUCAUUUAAAGAAAAAAACAGCAUCACGUAAAAAAAUUAAACUCUGUAAAUGCAUUUUGGUUUAUUUUCAGUGUUGUGACAGCUUUGGUUAACUGGCUGUACUAUCCUGAUCACUGUGCUUAGUAUACGUUCAGCAUGGAGUAUGACAUUUGAUUAUGCAGAGUGCACUGGUGCAUUCUGGGUAUCAGGCGGUUAAUAUGAGACCUUAUUAGAGUAAGCUUCUAUUUUUGUUCUUUAAUAUUAAGCUGCAGGCAUGCAAUUGUCUGACUCGGUUCACUGCAGCAGCCAUUGAAACUGUGCAGGCUCCUUUUAGUCGCAUUUUGUCUUUUACUUAUUUCAAAUAACCAUUGCAGUUGAUUCUAUAGCUCCACAGUAUAGCAAGUUAGGAGACACUAUUAGUCAGCAGAUGGUAUUUGCACUAGAUACUUCUAUAAAGCCGUUCAAACUGUAAAAAUAAACACAUUCAUUUUAAUAGGCUAUUUUAUUUUUAUUCUUUACAGUUUUCACUGCUUUUUAUGCAGGAGACUUUUAAUAAGCAGUAUAUUAAUACAAGCAGCUCUAUAAUAUCUUGCUACAAUAGGGAACUUUAGAGACAUUUGGUAUUCAGGAUAUAAUCAUUUGCCCUCAUGAUGGGAAAACUGUUUUGACUUUCCAUUCCAAGUGCUUUGCCAUACCAAGGAACUCAAUUAUGCUGCAAGAUUUGGGGAAUUGGUCCCCCUGGGUGCCAUACUCUAUACCAGGCAUUCGGCACUCCAGAUGUUUUGGACUACACCUCCCAUGAUACUUGGCCAGCAUAAUGAGUGUAAGAGCAUUAUAGGGGAUAUAGUGCACAACACCUGGAGUGCCCAAGAUUGCCUAUCCCUGUUCUAUGUCAUGGGUAGGCAACAUUUGGCAUUCCAGAUGUUGUGGACUACAUCUUCUUUAACCCCUUAACGCCGCUGGGUGUUCUAUGCCGUCCUGCAAAAUCUGGGCAGCACUCCUGGUCUGCCAUACGGUCUCAAAGCAACAUAACCAAUUUGGCAAAUUUCUAAAUGCUAAGUAUUAUGACAAUCGCAGUUAAAAUGACGCACAGAAUUAAGAAAAUAUACCUUUUUCAUUUCUCGCACUUUUUUAGAUUUUAUUCAUAUUAAAUUGUUUCCUAUCUAAAUAUUUGAUAUUUCUCCUGAACAAAAUGAUAUAUAAUAAGUGUGGGUGCAUAUAAUAUGAAAGGUGAGUUACGUUUGAACAGACAUAUAGCUCAAAUUCUAGUUUAAAAAAAAAAAAAUUUGUUUUGAUCAGAAUGUGUACAGUUGCCGACGUCCUUAAAGGGUUAAUGCUGGCAAAGCUAUCAUUUUUAAAACAUUGUGUCUAGCUGCUUUAUUUAUCUUGAAGUCCUUACACAGUAUAUAAAUACAAUUUGCUGAAUAUUUGUUACAAAUGAUGCAAAUAAAGAAUCAUUUUCUCUCUUUAGUGGAUUGUUUCUGGGUCUGAAGAUAACUUGGUGUACAUCUGGAACCUGCAAACAAAGGAGAUUGUUCAGAAAUUACAGGGGCAUACAGGUAAUGUAACCCAAGCCAUUAAAGGAAUGCUCAAAUGGAAAACCAAAAAGCAAUUAACAGUUUAGUCAAUGAAAUUAAUAAAACAUACAAUGCAUCUAAUAAUACAUAUUUUUCAUUGGAGGAUUAACUAAAAACAGCUUGCAAUUAUCUCCACUGAGCUAACCAAACCAGGAAGUUACAAGAUUAGUUGUCUGACGGGUUGGAACUUUUUUUAAAGGGGAGCAAAGCUUUAAUGUAACAUAAUGUAAUAAUCUACCAUAUUCUGGGAGAAAAUAGCGAUUUAGAUGCCAGACAUAAUAUACCUGUUUGGAAAGAGUACAAAAGACUAUUAAUGGUAGUUUUUCCUCUCCUUUUUAAUAUUCCAUUAACAAUGCACUUAUUGUUUUAAAAGCAGCCAAAUGCUGAAACGGUUUGUUCCAUUUUUAUCUUCAAAGGGACACUUACUACAUCAUAAUCAAAUCUACUUCUUACAGAGGAUAUAGUGCAUGGGGAUCGUGGUUACUGUAUAAUUCAACAACAAUUUGUUCAAAUCACCUAAACUGUAUGCUACCCCACAAACUUGUUUAGCUUAUCAUGACUCAUAAAUAUCUACUUAUUGAGCAUUAAUGAACCUCAUAGGUCCGCCGGCGCUGGCUUCUCCCCAGUCCGACUCCUUGGCUAACCUCAACAGAAUUGACAAUCUCUGCCAAUCCCCGUGCUUACCCAUAGGAAAGCUUUGGAUUAACUGAGAUAGUCAAUUUUGAUGAUCUUCGCCAAGGAGGCGGGGGGCAGAGCCAAGCACCGCCCCGGCCAGUCAACAUCUCCUCAUAGAGAUGCAUUGAAUAAAUGCAGAGCGUGGAGACGCUGAACAGUUAGUGCUGCACAGUCCCAGGAAGCGCCUCCAGUGGCCACUAGAUAUGUCCCUUGGUUGUAAUGUAAACUCUGGUUUUCCUCUGAAAAGACACGGUUUACAACAGAAAGGCUGCAGAGACUGACUAAACUCACCAGAACAACUACACUAAGCUGUAGUUUUUCUGAAAGCUGUAGCAUCCCUUUAAGGAGAUUGUAUCAACUGUUUCCUAUGAGAGCUGUAAAACAUCUGCAAAAAAUGAGACUGGCAACCAUACCUUCAGCUAAUUAGCUAAUGGCUCUCUUAGGCUUACAGUUUUCAGUAUAUCUCUAUACAAACAUUUACACCCUAUGCUAAAACUCCCACUACUAUUGGGCAGCAGAAGUGUCUGUAACAUUCGUCAUCCCAAAUACAUAAAACAAAAAAAUCCCCUAUGCACUUUCCCAAAACCCAUUGGCCUAUUUAAAGGGACACUGCAGGCACCAAGACCACUUCAGCUCAUUGAAGUGGUCUGGGUGCUGUGUCCCUUUUGCACCUACAUUCCAGGGAAACUGCAAUGUUUAUAUUGCAGCUCUAAGUCUGCCCUCAGUGGCUGCCUACCCGACAGCCACUGUGGGCACUUCCGAAAUCGUAAUAGACUUUUGGUCCAUUCUCUGACGCUAGACGUCCUCACGCUCUGCAUAUGGACCUUCAGCGUCAGGUAGGCAGCCACUGAGGGCAGACUUAGAGCUGCAAUGUAAAAAUGCUUUCCUAUGGGGAGGUCUAAUGUGUGUGCAGCAUUUGCCGGGCAUGCGCAUUAGAGCCAGCUUGUCAUGGGACAGAGGAGGGGGCGAAGCUUCAACCCAGCGCCAAGGGACAUCAGCACUGGGAUCAGGUAAGUAAAUAAAGGGGUUUUAAUCCUCUAUUUACAGGAGGGGAAGAGGGGGGGUUGCGACAGCAAUGGCGCAGGGGAGGCAGAGGCAUCGCUUUGUAUUCCUGGCACUACAGUAUCCCUUUAAGUGACUGUAGGUUACCUCUUGGGUUCUCCUAAGAGUAUUGCAUUUAAGUGGAAGGUGAGCUUACACUUUAAUGGCCAUUAGAGUGCUAUUAAAAACAUUGGGUUAUUUAAAUGUGCAUAGGGAUUUGGGAUAUUAAGCAGGCAACUUUUAUUUAUUUUUCUUCUUUCUUUUGUGUAUAUCCCUGUCUGUUCACUAAAGUGGGCAUUGUUUAAAAAUAAAUUCUUAAUAUAAGAAGAAACAGUGUUUUAGGAUCUCCUUUUUUUUCUUCUUUGCUACUAAAAUUGAUGAUUUUCUGAAUAUUAUAUUUAAUACAAAUUUUCUUUGCUAAUUUUAUUUUUUUCCCCAAAAAACUUUGUAGAUGUCGUCAUUUCAACUGCCUGUCAUCCAACAGAGAAUAUCAUUGCCUCUGCAGCUCUAGAAAACGAUAAGACCAUCAAAUUGUGGAAGAGCGACUGCUAGAGCGACUGCUAGAGCUUGUUUUUUUUUGUUUUUUGUUUUUUAUUUGAGCUCUGUUUGCAGACUGUAUUCACAGGAGAACAUUCCUAGCGGAAGACGGUGUAAUUCUGCAAAAGCGGAGAUCCAUCAACCUUGAGCCCCAUUGAAUUUUUCUGUGGGAGGGAGACAUUUUAUCAAAACUGAGUUUUAUCUGAAAAUAACCAAAUUAGACUGUAACAAGGAGAUUUAGAAACAACUCAUUUUUUUCUUGUUUUGGUUUUUUGUUUACACGCUUAUUUCACCCGUGAUAAUCUUGUGUUUGGGGUUUUGUUUUGAGGGGUUUUUCUUUUUAAAAUGUCCCUACAAAACAUGCACCAAAGUCAGUCUGGGGUGGCUUUUUAACCCUUAAGUAAGUAGUUCCUCGGUCCAAAGAAAUUGACUAGUUCUGCAGGAGGCUAAAAAAUACUGUUCUGGUUGUUUUCUGUUUAAGAACUUUUCCAAAUUCCUGUUUUUUUUUUGUUUUUUUUGUUUGCCCUACCACACAUAAAAUGCCAACUCCAAAAUCUGGAGGAAGGGGCUCCCCUGACAUUUAAAUUGCUGUAGCCUGCCUUUCACGUUGUUGAUGGGCGUUUUAAUCCAUAGCAGCCUUAGCAACAGAAUUGACUUGUUUUUUUGCAAGCCCCUUUCCCUAAAAUUAUACCAAGUAGUCUUCAAGCAGUUCGGUGUUCUCCUUCUGUGGUGUAAUCACACUACAUUUCAACAGUUUGUGACCAAAUGAGGCUGCUAAUAUUUUUAUUUUUUUCCAAAAAUCAUUUUUAAGUUCUACCAUUGUAUAGCUACAUACAUUUCUUGCUAUGUAUUAACCAGAAGCCACCGCAAAGCAAUUUUUGUAAUGGUUUUGUAACAUUUUAGAGUUGACUGUCGCACAGUUUUGCUCAGAUGCUUAGCCCCAAAAGUGCAAAAGUUGGAAUUUCUGGUGGCACUAAAUGGGUUUAAAUAUAUUUACUUUUGUCUUUGUUCUCUGCCUCCUUUAAAAUUGUUUUAUUUUCCCCCCCUAUUUUUGGGGGGUGUGGAGUGGGAGGGGCGUAUAUUGGGAGUGCAGUAUGGUGACGUUUGCAGCCCAUUGUAAAAUUUCAUUGUAAAAAGCAAUUGCUGUUUUUGUAUUUUGGAAAUUCAUAGUAAUGUAUUGCUCAUGGCAUGUCUCUUGAGACUUGUUUUUUUUGUUUUUUUUAUAUAUAUAUAUUUUUCCCGCAUUUAAUUUUAUUUUUGUUUUUGGACAGGAAACAGAACCAUUAGCUGUAAUAAAGAGCUCUGAGGGUUUUUACGUGAAUAGGCAGUGUUAAUUUGACAUUCUGUACUGCUGUAAUUUAAGACAUUACAAACCAUUCUUUCGCACCUUGCGUCUGCCC